CAACGAAUCGCAUCAAUGCGCCACCACUUCAAAUUAUGACCAUUUAUGGUAGACAGUAAAGACAGAUUAUCUCCUGAGUAAAUCGGCUUGGAACGUAUUUUUUCUGCACAAUUUUGACCGUCAGCGCACAUGUUUUAAAUCUCUAUAACAGAUCCAGUAAGCAACAGUUAUAUAGAGUUAUAGACAGUAUGAGUGUUAAGUUAACUAAUUCAGAACAGAUCCAUAACCUUUUAGAUCAGUACGAUUACUUUUUAUUUGAUUGUGACGGAGUUCUUUGGUUAGGAGAUCAUUUAUUACCAAGUGUCCCAGAGACAUUGGACUUGUUAAAGAAAUUGAAUAAGAAAUGUAUAUUUGUGACCAAUAACUCCACCAAGGCCAGAGAUGAUUAUUUGAGUAAAUUUAGAAAAUUGGGAAUUGAAGGAAUUACUAAGGAUGAAGUAUUUGGGUCAUCAUACGCAUCGGCUGUUUAUGUUGAUAAGAUAUUAAAGUUGUCCAAAGAUAAGAAAGUAUGGGUAUUAGGAGAAGAAGGAAUCGAAAAAGAAUUGAAGGAAUUAGGAUAUACUACUGUUGGAGGUAGUGAUCCAUUAUUAGUCGAAGAUGGCGUUAAGUUCAAUCCAGAUCAUCCAGCAUUAUCUAAUUUAGAUGAACAAGUUGGAGCAGUAUUAGCUGGUUUAACAUUUAAUUUAAAUUAUUUAAAAUUAUCACUUACUAUGCAAUAUCUUUUAAAGGAUAAUAAAUCAAUCCCAUUUAUUGCAACCAAUAUUGACUCUACAUUCCCAUCUAAGGGCAAAUUAUUAAUUGGUGCUGGAUCUAUUAUUGAAACAGUAUCAUUCGCAUCUGGUCGUCAACCUGAUGCAGUUUGUGGUAAACCAAAUCAAGCAAUGAUGAAUUCUAUUAAGGCUGACAAUGAGGGUUUAAGGACUAAUCCAAAAAGAGGUUUAAUGAUUGGAGAUCGUUUAAAUACUGAUAUGAAAUUUGGUAGAGAUGGAGGCUUAGAUACUUUAUUAGUAUUAACUGGGAUUGAAACUGAAGAAAAUGUAUUAAAAUUACAACAAGAUGUUGCACCAACUUAUUAUGCUGAAAAAAUUGGUGACUUAUUUGAAUAUUAUAAGAAAUAGAUUAAAUUUAUAGACUGACUAGAUUUAUAGAUACUUAGAAGUAGGUACGAUUAUAGAUAUGCUUUACGUACUAAAGAUUUACGAAGCUAUGUGGCGAAAUCUUUGAAAAAAAGAUGUCUAUGUAUUUCGCAAUUCUCGGGAGACGAGAGUGCUAACCUUAUAUUAUUAAUAUAAAUGUAUGUAUAUUGUUUAACAAAGCCGAUAUGAAUAGAAUUUGGUUUCAAUCCAGCUGUAGCCAUCUAUGGCAUUUGGUUGCA
Scheffersomyces amazonensis is the source of this 1375-nucleotide messenger RNA. RefSeq names its product 4-nitrophenylphosphatase (gene PHO15). The record is from RefSeq and is a predicted model, not a curated record. NCBI's taxonomy places the organism in Eukaryota, Fungi, Ascomycota, Pichiomycetes, Serinales, Debaryomycetaceae. The coding region runs from base 189 to 1118 and encodes 309 amino acids. Gene Ontology annotation, molecular function: phosphoglycolate phosphatase activity; alkaline phosphatase activity. The transcript has a single exon.